Molecule: messenger RNA, 768 nt
Organism: Anopheles marshallii
Lineage: Eukaryota; Metazoa; Arthropoda; Insecta; Diptera; Culicidae
Product: 2,3-bisphosphoglycerate-dependent phosphoglycerate mutase-like
Exons: 3
Coding region: 1-768 (255 amino acids)
Biological process (GO): glycolytic process
Molecular function (GO): intramolecular phosphotransferase activity
Source: RefSeq, a predicted model, not a curated record
AUGCACAAAGCAACGUACAGUGUUACCUUCGUUCGCCAUGGCGAAAGCGAAUGGAAUAAGAUGAACCUUUUCUGCGGAUGGCACGACGUGGGUCUCAGCGAGGAAGGUGAAUGGGACGCCCUGGAAGUGUCGGCAGCCGCACUGAAGCGAGAAAACAUGUGUUACGACGUCGCGUUCACUUCCUGCCUGCGCCGCGCCAACCAAACGCUGGACAUUAUCCUAAAGGAGCUAAAUCUGGGCGAUAUUCCGGUCCGGCAGCUGUGGCGCCUAAACGAACGACACUACGGUGCGCUGACCGGUUUCAACAAGCGGCAGAUGGCCGAUAUCUACGGCGAGGAGCAGGUGCAGGUGUGGCGCCGAAGCUUCAACGUGCCGCCACCGGCCAUCGAACCGACCAACCCGUAUUAUCACGCAAUCAAGAGCAAUCCCCGGUUGCGGCACAUCAACGAAAAAGAUUUCCCAUUGACCGAGACACUCGAAACAACCAUGGAGCGGGUCGUGCCGGAGUGGACCGACUCCAUCAUACCGGAGGUCCGCGCUGGCAAGCGUGUGCUGGUGGUGGCGCAUGGUACUAGCUUACGUGGUUUGGUAAAACACAUUCAAGAUAUUUCAGACGCAGAUAUCAUGAAGUUCAACCUGCCGAACAGUAUUCCGUUCAUCAUCGACUUUGACGAGUCGAUGAAGAUGGUUGGUGGCAUCCGGUUCCUGGCGAACGACGAAACGGUACUAAAGGCAAUGGAGAAGGUGGCCUCAAUCGGUGGAAAGUAG